GCGCUUAGAGCUUCUUGGCUGGGGGUUCCAAUUUCUCCCAUUCAUUUGAAUAGAAGUGGCCCGUCUCUGAUAAAUAUUCUCUGGCUUUACGCAGAGAACCGGGCACUCUCCUUAAACACCGCCAGUGGAAUGACCGUGUUUAUUCAUCGAAGCUACACGUGUAGAUUAUGAUUGAGAUUAGAAUUCACACGAUUUUAUGGCAGGAAGAUUGUUAAAAAAAUAAUAAUCCAUGAUCAUACUUUUACAUUUAGUUGUAUGGCUUGAGAUGACGUCGAAAGAGGGCGCUGUUCCGCCGACUCUCCAAUUUAUCCUCUUUUGUUUUGUGUUUUGUCACUUCCGAGAUGUGUGACGGCGUUGACGUGCCAGCAGCGGGUAGAGAUAAAACCUGCUAAUCGGGAAGUUACUAAAAUUGCUUGAAAUGUAAAAUAUGUUUGCGCUAUUAAUAUACACUUUUUUCUCCACACACAUUAUCCUCAGUUAUUGCACGAUUGGUAAGUUUCGAGUCUAAUAUCUCUAGAUGAUGUGAAUGAGCGAGUCUGAUGGACAGUUGACACUUUUCGAACCAUGACGAGGCGCCUUAAAAAGGACAACAAGAACUGAUAUAAACAACUUUACACAAGUUUUAAUAGAAGAAUUAAUGUUAGUGCUUUUCUAAAAUUAUAAACUUCAAAUUUCUGUGUUUAAACCCUUCUAAAAUUUGGCUCCAUUCACUUCCAUUGUGAUGGGGGCAGACAGUGGUCCAGGAGCUCCGUCAGCCGUCCCUUGGCAUAAAGUGCUCUAUAAGCGCCAGCUGUUCCCGGACAAUUAUGUGGACCGACGUUUUUUAGAGGAGCUACAGCACAACAUCAGUGUCCGUCAGUACCAUUACAGGGCAGUGGUGCGAGAAACAGGACUGAUCGCACAGCAGGUGUCUUGCGUGGCUGUCUUUCUCACAUUAUGGUCUUAUAUGGAACAGGGAGACCUGGUGCCAUCCACAGUGUUGUGGGUCUGUCUGGGCUGUGCUCUGCUGGGCUACAGACUCUAUGAGAUCCUGGGAAGAACUUGUGUUCGAGAGCGCACACGUCUGGCAGACCUGCAGAGCGUGACCAUUUUCCUGGCUUUUACCUUCAGGUUCUCCCCUGUUUUAAAGACACUGACCGAGUCGGUUAGUACAGAUACUGUAUACGCAAUGUCAGCUGUUAUGCUCUUGGCUCAUGUGGUGUCCUUCCCUUAUGCCCAACCCAGUCCACCGGGCAGCCUUUCCCUCAAUGCAGCCCUUUUUGGGUCUGUGUGCCUGGCGUCCCGGCUGCCCGGUGCCCUGCAUACUUUCACCAUGCUGAGCUGCGCUCUCCUUGUGUUUGCUCUCUGGCCCUGCCUGCUGCAUCGCAUGCGAGAGAAGGCGGAGUGGAGCUUCCCGUGGGCAGCAGGGCUGGUGUGCCUCGCUGGAGUCAGGGGUCUGGGUAGCCUGCGGCCUGAGGGUGCACUCCUCCUCUCCCUGGCUUUACUAACACUAAAUUUAAUCUGUCCACUGUUACUGGUCCACCUCCAGAGGCAUAAGGACAAUAUUCAUGGUCCAUGGGACGAGGCAGAGAUCAGAGAGGACCUCUCCCGCUUCCUCAGUUGAAACAGCUUAAAACUGCCUGGGCUAAAGGGCUUUAAGACAGUUUUUAACUAUUUUAUACGCUACUUUUAAUGGAAUUAAGAGGGCUAUUUUUGAGAAUCUUUUGCACUUUCGCUUAAACUCGGGGACAAAUAAGAAUGGUUGGAAAAACUGUUAAAUAUAUGAAUAUCAUUUUCUUUACCUUCAUAAAGAAAAUGAAGGCCAUGUUAAGAUAAUGACGAAGUAUUUAUAUAUAAUAUAUAAGUAAAUAAUUAUCUACGAAUUGUGUCCAGGUCAUUACUGUAUUAUGGAAAUAAGAAUUGGAGAAAAGUGUGCUUGAAUUGUCAAUGUCAUAAGGUUUCUAUUUUUGUAAAGGAACUUGUACUGAAUAGUACUUUA
Messenger RNA from Xyrauchen texanus (razorback sucker), 1978 nucleotides. Its product is annotated as phosphatidylinositol N-acetylglucosaminyltransferase subunit C-like. Gene Ontology annotation, cellular component: membrane; glycosylphosphatidylinositol-N-acetylglucosaminyltransferase (GPI-GnT) complex. NCBI's taxonomy places the organism in Eukaryota, Metazoa, Chordata, Actinopteri, Cypriniformes, Catostomidae. The transcript is spliced from 2 exons. Gene Ontology annotation, biological process: GPI anchor biosynthetic process. The record is from RefSeq and is a predicted model, not a curated record. The coding region runs from base 722 to 1603 and encodes 293 amino acids.